Triticum aestivum (bread wheat) is the source of this 1031-nucleotide messenger RNA. RefSeq names its product calmodulin-binding protein 25-like. Gene Ontology annotation, cellular component: nucleus. Gene Ontology annotation, molecular function: calmodulin binding. The coding region runs from base 115 to 663 and encodes 182 amino acids. NCBI's taxonomy places the organism in Eukaryota, Viridiplantae, Streptophyta, Magnoliopsida, Poales, Poaceae. The transcript has a single exon. Gene Ontology annotation, biological process: response to osmotic stress. The record is from RefSeq and is a predicted model, not a curated record.
CGCCAACUGCCUCCUCAGCCAUUCCCAUUUCCAUUCGCAUCCCCGGCUAGCCAACCCUGUUCUCCCGCUCGCGCAUCUCAGGCUCCUGCGUUGCAGGAAGGAACUCACUCAAGUAUGGACGCCCUCUCCUGCUUUGCGCCGCCUGCGAUGCUCUCCCGGUCCUUUGCGGACGCGGCCAUCGCGCGCGCGCUCCACUUCUCUCCCUCGGCCGGCUGCUCCCCCGUCCCGGAGCCGUCCAUCGUCGCCGACCUCGGCGCCUGCAGCGCGGCAGCCACGACGGCCUCGUCCUCCUCCUGCGGCCCCGUGGCGAUGCUUCCCCCGGCGGCACCGUCCGCGCGUUGCAGGCUGGGACCCGCGGGCGGCCGCGCGGGGAAGCGCCGGCCGCGGCCGUCCAAGCGCGUGCCCACCACGUACAUAAACACCGACGCGGCAACCUUCCGUCUCAUGGUGCAGCACGUCACCGGCGCCGAGGCCGAGCCGCAGGUCGACGCCGACGCCGGCCUCGGUGUCCUCCUGUCGCCCUUCGACUUUGAUCACUUGCUACCGUCGGACCCUGCGGCGGCCGCGGCCCAAGUCGCCGCGUACGCCCUUCCGGCGGCGGCGGCAGAGCAGCCGUGCUUCCCGACGCUGGACUCGUGGAACGUCAUGUACGACAAGAACUAGGUGACUUUGGGUCGAAACUGAAGCUCUAGGCUCUGUAUAAACAUCAUGCAGCAAGAUGAAGGCGCCGUUGCGUCUGGCUUGUGAUGUAUUGCUCCCUUUGGUCGUUGCAGAGCAGUAGGAGAGGAUUAGAGAUGUAGUAGUAGUGCUGUAUGCAAGUGCGAGUACCACCAGACUACCAGUAUAGCACGCACUAGCAGUGUAGGAAUGCAGAGGUGCUCCUUGGUCUCCUCGCCGGUUGCACUCGCUGCUUCAACUUAGGUAGUUCAAUCUGCCUGUUCUUGGUUCUUGCCACCGGAUACAUGGUCCAGCUGGUACUGCCGUGGAACCCAGAAUAUUUUUUGUGGUGAUCUGAUUGCACCAUGCUUUUA